AUGUUCUUCUCCUACUCAACUCUACUCCAACACCUCAACAACACAGGAUUCAAAAUUACAAGCAUUACACAAAUACGGUUACGCUCAGCAUCCAUGCCAUUCCUUUCAGCUUUGCGCGUUGCCUGCGCGAAUCUGGGCUGUUUUGGUGCGCCGACCAACAUACACGACGAUGCACCGAAUGCCACUUGGUUACUUGAGCAUCGAUGCCAGCGCUAUGGGAAACAAGCUUCCACCAAGGGCAAAACCCCUACUGCAUCUCUCUAUCGAAUGUACGAGUAUUUGGUCGUUGGGUAUACUUUCGGCCUUCGCUCUGAGAUUGAAUACUUCUUCAAUCAGCCUUGGUCUGUAAAGUCAAUACCAGACCCUGAAGACCCAGAUCCAGCCCGCUACGCGAUCCUCGCCGUCCUUACUCACUAUCUCGUUAAGGCCUUCAAUCGACUUAUCGAAAGAGGAUUACCACGAGGAUGCCCUGCAAUCAUCGAUCCAGACACAGAGGCAAGGCUCCGGUCUCAGAAGGUAGUCCUUGAAGAACAGCCAUCUUGGGUAAAAUCUGUGCAUCGUCUUAACGAGCCAUUUAAAAUCCCACUUGCAUCUGGAGAAACACCAGCGAACACUACCCUAAGUGUCGAAUUCUUAGCAAUGAAUAUUUUUGUUGCUGAACCUCACGUUGCUGUUUCAAAACUUCCAGUUGGGUCUACGUGGACUCGACCCGAACCUUAUAUGGUCUGUGAACUAUUUUGGUUUCUGCACUCAGCAACUGGUGUUCUCAGAGAUAUCUGCACUGCCCCCGGUGUUGGCCAGAAAUUCAGCCGUGUUUCUCAUGAGCCAAGAGAUGCUGUACCGGAAAAGGAUUCGCGAAGUCCUUCAACUGGCGAUAUCUUCGCUUUGACACGAUAA
Fusarium coffeatum is the source of this 897-nucleotide messenger RNA. RefSeq lists its product as uncharacterized. NCBI's taxonomy places the organism in Eukaryota, Fungi, Ascomycota, Sordariomycetes, Hypocreales, Nectriaceae. The record is from RefSeq and is a predicted model, not a curated record. Bases 1 to 897 code for a protein of 298 amino acids. The transcript has 3 exons.